This is a messenger RNA of Trachymyrmex septentrionalis, 469 nucleotides long. RefSeq lists its product as uncharacterized. The record is from RefSeq and is a predicted model, not a curated record. Bases 56 to 469 code for a protein of 137 amino acids. The transcript is spliced from 5 exons. NCBI's taxonomy places the organism in Eukaryota, Metazoa, Arthropoda, Insecta, Hymenoptera, Formicidae. Gene Ontology annotation, cellular component: membrane.
CAGCCGAUGUAAAACGACGUACUUUCUUUAGGACUGAUAUUAGAACCGAACAAUAAUGCCGAAUACAACCAUCAACAUUAAUUAUUUGAAAAGUUGGAAUGGAAUCGCUAAGAUUUUUCAAGUGAUAUUGGGUGCGACUUGCGUAGGAAUUAUUGGUAACGAGAUUAGUUACGAAACUGUUAUCUUACACAGAGCAUCAGUAUUUAUAUUUUUUUUUGUCGCAACAUGUACUUUCUUUAUUAACACUUUUAUUCUGUAUGUCAGUAACCUGAUAUCUCCUUCUGCUGCAUCUAUUAUACCUAAAACAAUUUACGAACUCCUUUAUCAUUUCAUUGCGUCUAUAUUAUUACUUGCGGCUUCAAUAGCAGUAAUAAUUGUGAUAAAUGAAUCUAGUACUGUAAAUAAUUAUAACGAGUUUUUAGCAGCUUCCGUAAGACGUCCGGAAAAUCACCUGCAAUACUUCGAGUGA